GGGCGGAGCGGGUCCGAAUCAGGGCCCUAAAGGUUCAGCGGGGCAGGAUUCAUGGAUGGCCCGUCCAGGUUCUGCGGAGACUUUCUCUGGUGAGCCUGCUGUCCUGCUGCUGAACUAACCACCCGCUUGGAGCUUACGCACAUCUGCAAGCUUCUCCCAAGUAGAAAGGAAAAGGCCAGAAGGAUGUCUGACGAGAGGCUUUUGAGCAUGGAUGAGGGAGCCCUCCGGAAACUGCUGGAGGCCACGCUGGACCUGGCAGAACGGCGGCAGAUUCGCUCCGCCAUUCGGGAGCUACGGCGGCAGGAGCUGGAGCGCGACGAAGAGGCGCUGGCGUCCAAGCGCUUCCGGACAGAGCGGCAGGAGAACAAGGAGAACUGGCUGAGGUCCCGGCAGCAGGAGGAGGAGCAGCAGCGGCAAAAAUCUCUGGAUGUUCUCUCUGGGAAACUGGAGGCCAUCCAAGAUGUGGAGGAGCUGACAACUUUGCUGCGAGGAGCCAGUGAAUAUGAGGAGCGCAAACUGAUCCGUGGUGCUAUCCGCAAACUGCGUGCUGAAGAAAUUGAAGCUGCGGCCUUAGCUGGGAAGGUUUUCUAUAACCGGAAGGAGAAGAAAGAGACGCUGGAAUCCAAGGAGCGGGAGGGAAACUCUGCAGAUGGAGGCAUCUCUGAGGUGCAGGAGUUAGCAGAGCGGGAGCUGAUCAAGGCCCAGAUACGAGAGCUGAGGAACGAGCAGCACAGAGAAGCGAAGCCAAUGGACGUUCCCGACAUCUCCUCAGGGACCCUUCUGCUCCUGGACCCAAGCUGUCAUCAGGAACCCCAGGACAGUUUCCGUUUUCACAGUCAGGUUGUUCUCCGGGCCCCAGAGAAGGAAGCAAGUGCAGCCCACAAAGUGGUGGAUGCUCCGUCACAUGACGUCCCCGACCUCCACUGCAGCACCGCACCGACUACCCCGCAGCUGAUUACCGUCACAGAUCCACGACGGGAGCAGCCCUUCCAGAGGUCUGGCUCUGUGUGGGAACGUGCUCGCAAGUUCAGCUCAGAGCCCCCCAGUAAAACUGUGUCUUCUCCAGCCCCCCAGAAGGGGGAGAGUGCCAGCAGGGGCUCUCGUGUCCUGCAGCAGCAGCAGCAGAUCCUGCACCCGCAGCGUGUGACAGACUUACCUGCGGGAGUCCGUAGUGGCGGCGCUGGCAGCACUCUCCAGGAUGGCACCAGGCGAACGAGGGAGUCCAGUACUGGCACAGAGCAGGCAGCAAAGCCCGCCUCCUCUCAAGCAAAAGCUGGGACAGUCCGGCCUUCAGCUCAGGGUCCAGCCAGCCCUAAAGAGGUGGAUGGUCCCAAGGGGCGGAGCUACAGCAACCAAUGGCAGGGCAGCAAGCUGACACCUGCCCGGCAGCCUGUUGAAAAUGCCAAGGGGAGGUCUGCCGGCUCAGAGGAGCCCCGUGCCCAGCUGAGCACCUCCUCCGGCAACCCCCUGCCUUCCCAAGCGCACAACCCCAGCUCCGACGACGCUAUGAAAACCCUUCUCACCAUUGAGAUCAAGGACGGCCGCAACCAGCCCAUCCAGGGCCACGUUGUAGGGACGCCGGGUAACCAGCGGGCAGAGAUAACUGUGGGGUUGAGAAGCACCCCCAUCCGCAUCACUGGCACCAGCAACGUCAGUAGCGCCAGCCAUGCCAUCAGCCAUCAGAAGCAAACCCCGCUUCCCCCUCCCCCCUGCCCCUGUGGCUUCAUUGUCAUGCCUGGGGUAGCUGUCCUCAAACUGGACCACAUGCAGGAGUUAGCGCUGGAGGAGCCCUUGCAACAGGCGCUGCAGAAGAUCCGUCAGGAGCUGCACACCUGGCGCCAGGCUGUCGAGCAGCGCGUGGAGGAGGCCCUCUGCCUGGUGCGCCCUCUGGCCGCCGCUCUCAGCGACCUCCGGGAAGAAACCGCCGCCCUGUGGGCCGAGCAGGCAAAGCUGAGCCAAAAUGUGGAGCUGCUCGGCCUCUGCCUGGGUGAGGAGAAGGACCCCAGCACCCUGCUGCUGGAGUCGGAGGAUCCGUGCGCUCACUUCGUGGGCACUGAGGAGCCUGGGCAACCGGUGCCCCAUCCGCCCACUUUCUCUAGCACCCGGAGGCAUUCGGAGGUGCACCUCUCCCGGAGUGGCAGCUUUAUGGAUGCCGAGCUGCCGGAGCAGCCCCAGGCAGCAGAGCCAGAGUUGGCCAACGGGACGGUGAAGGAGAAGAUCCAAUCCCAGGGGGUUCAGCAGCGAGGCCGACUGAGCGCUGAAGAGCUGAGCAAAAUUGAGGAGGAGGAUGUGCUGGAUAAGAUGCUUGACCAGACCACAGACUUUGAAGAGCGGCGGUUAAUCCGAGCAGCCAUGCGGGAACUGCGCCAGCGGAAGCGAGAGCAGCGAGAGAAGGAGCGGGACCAGAGGCUGCAGGAACCCAAGACCAAGGGGGCCAGUCACAGCACAGAGACCACCACUCGGCAGAGCGCCACGUCGGCCAACGGCUCAGCCGUCAGCACGGUCACCAAGACCCAGCGCCUCAUUCAGUCCAAUGAUGGCAGCAAAAGUUCCCGCAUGACGACGAUGGAGUCAAGCUUCACGAAGAGAUCCGAAAGUGGCAACACCUUCGUCCAGACCAAGUCAUCCUUCAGCUCAUCAUCCUCCAAGAAAGUGGGCAGCAUCUUUGAGCGGGAGGACGAGAGCCCCAGCCGUGCAAGCAGCUUGGCUGCUCUGGAGCGGCGCCAGGCUGAGAAGAAGAAGGAGCUGAUGAAGGCUCAGAGCUUGCCCAAGACUUCGGCUUCACAGGCACGCAAGGCCAUGAUUGAGAAGCUGGAGAAGGAGAGCGGGAGCCCGGCCAACCCAGCGGUCUCCCGGGUGGCUGUCCAGCGCUCCGCUAGCUUUGGGGUCCCCAAUGCCAGCAGCAUCAAGCAAAUGCUUCUGGACUGGUGCCGCGCCAAGACCCGGGGCUAUGAGCAUGUUGACAUCCAGAACUUCUCCUCGAGCUGGAGUGACGGCAUGGCCUUCUGUGCACUUGUCCAUAAUUUUUUCCCCGAGGCCUUUGACUACGCACAGCUCUCGCCGCAGGACCGACGGCACAACUUUGAGAUGGCCUUCUCAUCGGCAGAGAUGCUUGUGGACUGUAUGCCCUUGGUGGACGUAGAAGACAUGAUGAUCAUGGGGAAGCGUCCAGAUGCAAAAUGCGUGUUCACAUACGUGCAGUCCCUCUACAACCACCUGCGGCGCCAUGAGCUCCGGAUGCGGCAGCAACACUUCUAGCCCCCCCUCCUACCCACUUCACCCAUCACACACUCCUCCUCCUCCUCCUGGGAGCCACUGGGGGGGGGGGUCUGCGGGGAACAGAGGAAGGCUUGACCCGCCCUGAUGUGUUCCUGCAGUCGGCUCCCCCCACACACACACGUACACUCGUGUCUUCAGAGUGGUGGGGCCCAGCAGCAGCAGCAGCCUUCCCGCCCCCUCAGGAGUGGGAUGGGCAGUUUGCCAUUCAAGCUAACUCAAGGGGGCCGGCCCGGGCCUGCGCUGUUCUGAGGAGAAUACAAAGGGCUCGACCUCCCCUCGUUCACACGUGCUUUUUAUAUUAUUGUUGUUAUUUACUGUAAAUUAUUCCUUUUUAAAAGUCUCUUUGUUGUCGCCUGCACGAUGCCCCCUCCCCCUCGGCAUGGCAGAGCUGCUCGACCAUGAGAGAACGAACCGUGUGAAACCGGACAGCGUUGUGGGCUCUCCUGACUCCCAGGAGUCCAGUGUGGCUGUUUUGCCCCCAGCGGCCUGUGCGGUGCUUAAUCUGGAGAAAGACAUUGUGGCCCAAGGCCUAUUCCCCCACCACCACCCCAGGCAGGGUUCUUUGGCUGCGAAGACCUUGGCAAGGGAAAGGAAGGCGAGCUCUA
Messenger RNA from Gekko japonicus, 3884 nucleotides. RefSeq names its product smoothelin (gene SMTN). The transcript has 23 exons. Gene Ontology annotation, molecular function: protein binding. Gene Ontology annotation, biological process: actin cytoskeleton organization. NCBI's taxonomy places the organism in Eukaryota, Metazoa, Chordata, Lepidosauria, Squamata, Gekkonidae. Bases 184 to 3258 code for a protein of 1024 amino acids. Gene Ontology annotation, cellular component: filamentous actin; microtubule organizing center. The record is from RefSeq and is a predicted model, not a curated record.